This is a messenger RNA of Falco peregrinus (peregrine falcon), 3768 nucleotides long. RefSeq names its product glycosylphosphatidylinositol specific phospholipase D1 (gene GPLD1). The coding region runs from base 470 to 2977 and encodes 835 amino acids. Gene Ontology annotation, cellular component: extracellular matrix; extracellular region. The transcript has 25 exons. Gene Ontology annotation, molecular function: GPI anchor phospholipase D activity. The record is from RefSeq and is a predicted model, not a curated record. Lineage: Eukaryota; Metazoa; Chordata; Aves; Falconiformes; Falconidae.
GUGUAAUGGCCUGUCAGCUCAGCAAAGCAUGAGAGUUUGUGCUGCCUACGGGUCGGGAGCGAGUGUGUUUCUACUAAUCCUGCUUUGGCGAUCGGCUUUGAUUUUUUGUGAACUCUGACGUAUCUGUUGUAAGGGCAGCUCACCAUGAGCUGGGCAAACUGGGAGGAUGCUCUUCUGUGCUGUGCUUUUGUACGUUAACAGAAAGCUGACUGCUGCUGUGCUGCCCAAACCCCGGAGAGGUUGCAGAAUUCAAGAGCGAAGAACACCUCUAGGUAAUUUCUUUUUUAUAGGUGACUUUAUCUGAGGUAAAGAAAAGCAUUGGUAUAAAACAGCCUUUCAAAUAACGGCAGUCGUUUACUUGCUGUGUCAGCGAUACGCCCGAAAGAAAAGGCAUGCUCCGUAACCCACAUUUCAAAGGUCACGGUGCUACCGCUCCAGGCAUCUGGAAAUCACCGUUGGAGCCAGCGUCAUGGCUGGUUUGAAGAUUUGGUCUGUUUUGCUGGUUAUAUUGUGCUAUUGCUGUCAAAGAUGUAUCCCAAGUGGAAUUUCAACACAUGUUGAAAUAGCACAUAGAGCUCUGGAAUUUUUCACUAGGCGUGAAGGGAAUGUUAAUUAUAGACAGUUAUUACUAAACCACCAAGAUGCAUUUCAGGCUGGGAGUAUUUAUCCUGAUGCCUUUUAUCCUAUGAUCUGCAAAAGAGGAAUAUUCCAUGAUGUGUCUGAAGAUACUCACUGGUCACCAUUUCUCAGCGCAAGUAUUCACUACAUCAGAAGGAAUUACCCUCAGCCUUGGGAAGAAGCUACAGAGAAGCUGGUGGCUUUCCUGUUUGGAAUUGCCUCACAUAUGGUGGCAGACGUUAGCUGGCAUAGCCUGGGCAUCGACCAAGGAUUUCUCAAGGCCAUGGGAGAAAUUGAUUUUCAUGGUUCAUACUCAGAAGCUCACAAUGUUGGCGAUUUUGGAGGAGAUGUAGUGAGUCAGUUUGAGCUGGACUUCAGUUAUCUGGCAUCGAAUUGGUAUGUGCCAGUCAAAGACCUAGCAGCUAUCUAUAAGGAAUUUUAUGGAAAAGAGAUCAUAACUGAAAGCACAAUUACUGACUGUACUUACCUGCUGUUUCUUGAACUGUAUGGAGAAAGGCUUGCUGUUAGCAGGCUUUUUUCAACAUAUGCUAGUAAAUCUCCGUUUCUGGUGGAGAAGUUCCACGAGUAUUUCCUGGGAGGAGUGGACGACAUGGCGUUCUGGACAAACAAUAUUUUUGAGCUGACGAGCCAUAUGCUGGAGAGUGGAACCAGUGGCUGCUUCCUGCCCGAGAACCCUCUGUUUAUAAACUGCACAAGCGAGCACAAGGUCAGCUACGUAAGCAAACAGUCAAAACACGAACAUCAGAAAAAUGCGACUUCUUUGCUUACAAAAACACUUGAAAAGAAUAUCAGUUUUACAGAGAGAGGAGUUCAGUUCAACAUGCAACCUUGGGCAACAAAUUCCCUCCGCUUGCUAAACCGUGAUUUUGCAACCAAUGUCUGGAGAGCAUUAGCAGCAACACCUUGGAAAUCUUCUAAGCACAUCUCCAAGCCAUCAGCUUCAUAUUUUCUGACUUCACCCUACGCUAGACUUGGAUGGGCAGUGACCUCAGCUGACCUGGACCGGGACGGGUACGAGGACCUGGUGGCUGGAGCGCCAGGGUACAGCACGCUGGGCCACGUUCAGCUAGGGCGGGUGUAUGUCAUCUACGGCAACCAGUCAGGUUUGCCGCCAGAGGACAUGGAUCUGGAUGAGAGAGCUGACCAAGUGCUCCAGGGUCAUCAGCCUUCAGGAAGAUUUGGUUCUGCCUUGGCCAUCCUGGACUUCAAUGUGGAUGGAGUGCCAGAUCUGGCAGUUGGAGCCCCUUCUGUGGGAUCUCAGUUUCUUACUUACAAAGGUGCUGUGUAUGUCUAUUUUGGCACUGAGGGAAGAGGCUUGGCAUCUCAGCCAAACGUUACCAUAACUUGUCAGUAUUCCUACUGUAAUCUUGGUUGGUCCCUCCUGGCAGCUGAUGUUGAUAGAGAUGGAAAUGCUGAUCUGGUUGUGGGCUCUCCAUACGCACCUGGUGGUGGGCAGCAGAGAGGAUUUGUGGUUGCAUUUUACUCUUAUUUCAACAGGAGUGACCGAGGACUUUUGUCAGUACAGGAUGCCAACUGGAUGGUAACAGGGGAAGAAAACUAUGCUUGGUUCGGAUUUUCGCUUGGCAGCUGCCAGCUGGAGGACGUAACAUUGCUGCUGAUCGGUAGCCCUACAUGGAAGAAUUGUUCCAGCUGCAAUCCCUUCUCAUCGGCUGUGGGACAGAGCGUCGGGAAGGUGUAUGGCUAUAACCCCCCAAGCACAAAGCGCUGGUUUGCAGUGACUGGAGACAAGGCGAUGGGCAGAACGGGUUUGUCUCUGGCCAGCGGUGUGAUGUCUGUGGCUGGGAUCACAAGGACAGUUUUGGUGGUGGGUGCCCCUACUGCAGACAGCCUGUCCAGGAUUUCAUUUAUAUCCUCGGUGCUGCACCAGGCUGGCCUGGCUCUGGUGUACGACCUGGCAGACAGCACCAAGCCUUCUUUGCUCAGCACCUUCAGUGGGGACAGGAGGUUUUCUCGCUUUGGAGGAGAUGUAUACUUGAGUGACCUGGAUAAUGACGGACUAGAUGAAAUGAUUGUGACAUCCCCGCUGCGAACGAACGGUAUCACCACGGUACUGUUCAGCGGGGCGGCUGGCCGCGUUUAUAUCUACAACGGAAAGCAGGCAUCCACCGGGAACGUGACAAGCCACUGCAAAUCAUGGGUAUCUCCCUGUCCUGAAGACUGGGCCCAGUAUGUCCUGAUUUCUCCUGAGGAACUAUCAAGAUUUGGGAGUUCUGUUAUCACUGUGAAAUCGGAAAGAAAGAAGGAAGUUGUAGUGGCAGCAGAGAGAAGCUCGGCGAGAGCCCGGCUGGGCGGCCGGCUUUUCGUCUACUCGCUCUGAAUGGGCGCGGCCGGUCUGGUGCUGGAGAAUCUCCGUAGCGUCUGCGAUACUUUCCUUCACAAACCAACGACCCCAGGACAGUGAGCUUUUGCCAGAGGGAUGUCCCAGGCAGCUGGCCAGGGGCCUAGAGGGCACUAAGGGAGGGAUGGGCACUGUUUUUAAGUGAAAGGGAAUAUGGGCCUUCCUGGUGGUUUAACUUACAAACCAGCCAAAGCUAUGUCAGCCAUGUAAAAGCACAAAUUACUUCUGUUGUGAGCAGCAGCAUCACUUAACCUACAACAAACUGGUCUGAAAGCCUUUGAGAGGCCACAAUGAGCGGGCGGGUGGACUUCUGGCAGUAAUACUCGGCUGUGUAAGGAAUAUUCAGUGGUCACCUUCUUUACUGGUCAGGGUAUUUACUUGACCAAACCGGGGACAAGUAGCAUGUAACUUACAGCUCCUUGUAUGCAGCGACACAGACGGGGAUUCCAGGUGGCAGCAGGACUGCCUCCGCCUCCAGCAAGCCUCACAGCGGGCGCGCAGGCUGCGGAACAGCCGGGCUCUCCCAGAGAGAAAAAGCACAAGCAAGACUGGUUACGUUUAAGGAAAUGCUUCUGCUUUCGCACUCGUGGCUGACACUAUUCUGACACCCUUUCUUUGUGUUUUCAUGUAAAAUUCCAUGACCAUGGUAACUUAGAAUUGUUAACAGCUUUUAUUAUUAACAGUAUUGUCUUCAGCUAAUUAACACUAAUUUUGUAUGAUGCAGGUUUAACAGUGUGCAUCAAUUACCUAUUAAACAACUUGAGCAGCAA